AAGUAACGAGAUCUUCUUGCCAUCCCCCAUCUCUCUCGCUCGUCGCAUCUUCCCCCGCCUCCUCGGAGCCCUAGUCAGCGCAUCCGGAACCCUAGUCCGGCCCCUGCCACUCGCCCUCUCCUCCUCCGGUCGGCCGGGAAUCCGUGGUGCUCCGGAUUUCCUCGGUUGCGAUGGAUCUCGCCGGCCUCACCGUCGUCCUCCGCGCCGCUCUCAGCCCCAUCCCCGACGAGCGGAAGGCCGCCGAGGAGAGUCUCAAUCAGUUCCAGUAUACGCCACUGCAUAUGGUGAGGUUGUUGCAGAUUGUAGUAGAUGGUACUUGUGAUAUGGGUGUACGCCAAGUUGCAAGCAUUCAUUUCAAAAAUUUUGUGGCGAAAAACUGGUCGCCUGAUGAGCCUGGUGAGGCCCAAAAGGUAUUAGAGACUGACAAGAGCAUGGUUCGUGAGAAUAUUCUUGGAUUUGUUGCACAAGUUCCGCCACUGCUGAGAGCUCAACUUGGAGAAUGCAUUAAAACAAUCAUCCAAGCUGAUUAUCCGGAAAAGUGGCCAAGUCUUCUUCACUGGAUUAAGUGCAAUUUGCUAUCGCAAGAUCAACAAGUGUUAGGAGCUUUAUAUGUAUUACGGGUUCUUGCCAGGAAAUAUGAGUUCAAGUCCGAUGAAGAACGAAUACCACUUUAUGCAGUUGUUGAAGAGACAUUCCCUCUUUUACUAAAUGUAUUUAACAAACUUGUUCAGAUUGUUAACCCAACAAUUGAAGUAGCUGAUUUAAUCAAACUCAUAUGUAAAAUAUUCUGGUCAUCCAUAUAUUUAGAGAUCCCACGACAGCUAUUUGAUCCCAAUGUGUUCGGUGCAUGGAUGGCUCUGUUCUUGAAUAUAUUGGAGAGACCUGUUCCUUUAGAAGGGCAACCAUCUGAUCCGGACGUCAAGAAAUCUUGGACAUGGUGGAAAGUCAAGAAGUGGACAAUCCACAUUUUAAAUCGUUUAUAUACUCGGUUUGGUGAUCUGAAGCUUCAGAAGCCAGAGAGCAAAGCAUUUGCUCAAAUGUUUCAAAAGAAUUAUGCUGGAAGAAUUUUGGGUUGCUACCUUCAGUUACUUAAUGCAAUUCGUAUAGGCGAAUAUUUACCUGAUAGAGUUACCAACCUUAUACUUCAAUAUCUCAGCAGCAGUAUUUCAAAGACUAGUAUGUACCAAUUGCUGCAGCCUCAGCUUGACAUCAUUCUUUUUGAGAUAGUCUUUCCACUUAUGUGUUUCAAUGACAAUGAUCAGAAAUUAUGGAGUGAAGACCCACAUGAGUAUGUUAGGAAGGGCUAUGAUAUUAUAGAAGAUUUGUACAGUCCUCGUACUGCAGCCAUGGACUUUGUGAGUGAAUUAGUUAGAAAGCGUGGGAAAGGAAACUUCCAGAAGUUCAUUCAUUUCAUUGUGGAUAUUUUUACGAGAUACAAUGAGGCAUCUGUCGAGUUCAAGCCAUAUCGUCAGAAAGAUGGUGCUCUUCUAGCUAUUGGAACGUUGUGUGAUAAACUUAAGCAAACAGAGCCUUAUAAGUCAGAGCUGGAACGCAUGUUAGUGCAACAUGUUCUUCCUGAAUUCACAAGUCCUAUUGGUCAUCUUCGAGCUAAGGCAGCAUGGGUUGCAGGGCAAUAUGCCCAUAUCAACUUUUCAGAUCAGAACAAUUUUCGCAGAGUGUUUCACUGUGUUGUCUCCGGCCUGCGAGAUCCAGAGCUUCCUGUGCGUGUUGACUCGGUAUUUGCAUUGCGCUCCUUUGUUGAGGCUUGCAAAGAUCUGAAUGAGAUUCGUCCAAUUCUUCCUCAAUUACUUGAUGAGUUCUUUAAACUUAUGAAUGAAGUGGAGAACGAGGACCUUGUUUUCACUCUUGAGACUAUCGUCGACAAAUUUGGUGAAGAGAUGGCACCAUAUGCUUUUGGGUUGUGCCAGAAUCUGGCUGCUGCAUUUUGGAGGUGCCUGGAUGCAUCAGAAUCAGAUGAUGAAGCUGAUGAUGCAGGUGCUCUAGCAGCUGUUGGAUGUUUACGUGCCAUAAGCACUAUUCUUGAAUCUGUUAGUGGGCUUCCCCAUCUCUUUGUCCAAGUUGAGCCUACCUUAUUACCUAUUAUGCGGAAAAUGCUGACUACAGAUGGCCAAGAUGUUUUUGAAGAAGUUUUAGAAAUAGUCUCCUAUAUGACGUUUUACUCGCCAACAAUCUCGUUGGAGAUGUGGAGCCUUUGGCCUUUAAUUAUGGAUGCACUUGGAGAUUGGGCUAUAGAUUUCUUCGAUAAUAUUCUUGUUCCUUUGGACAACUAUAUAUCCAGGAGUACAUCACAUUAUCUUACAUGCAAGGACCCUGACUACCAGCAAAGCUUAUGGAAUACACUGUCAACUAUAAUGUCAGACAGAAACAUUGAUGAUGCUGAUAUGGAACCUGCUCCUAAGCUUAUUGAAGUUGUCUUUCAAAAUUGUAAAGGUCAAGUGGAUCACUGGGUUGAGCCUUAUCUAAGGAUCACAAUUGAACGAUUACGUCAAGCAGAGAGGUCAUACUUGAAGUGCCUCUUGAUGCUAGUGAUUGCCGAUGCUUUAUAUUACAAUUCUUCAUUGACACUUGGGAUACUUCAUAAGCUUGGUGUGGCUACAGAAGUUUUCAAUCUUUGGUUCCAGAUGCUACAAGAAGUGAAAAAGAGUGGGAUGCGUGCAAAUUUUAAAAGGGAACAUGAUAAAAAGGUUUGCUGCUUAGGACUGACUUCACUUCUUGGCCUUCCAGCCGAUCAGUUGCCAGGAGAAGCAUUUGAACGUGUUUUUAAAGCAACACUUGAACUUCUUGUCUCUUACAAAGAGCAAGUAGCUGAAGCUAAGAAGCAGGAUGACGCUGAGGUAGAUGAUGAUAUGGAUGGCAUUGAAGAUGAUGAUGAAGAUGAGGAAGAGUCUGACAAAGAAAUGGGAGAUGAUGCUGAGGAUGGGGAUGAAGCUGAUAGUCUAAAGCUCCAAAAGUUAGCAGCAGAGGUGGCAAGAGGGUUCCAGUCAAAUGACGAGGAUGAUGACUCAGAUGAUGAUUACAGUGAUGAUGAGGAAUUCCAAUCACCGAUUGAUGAAGUGGACCCUUUUAUAUUCUUUAUCGAUACUGUCCAAGCUGUGCAAGCAUCUGAUCCCGCUAGGUUUCAGAACCUAACGCGGACCUUGGACUUCCACUAUCAGGCCCUGGCAAGUGGUGUUGCUCAACAUGCUGAGCAGAGAAGAGUGGAGAUCGAAAAAGAAAAGCUGGAGAAGGCAGCAACUCAGUGAUGUUAGUGCCGUGCUACAUUUCAGGGCUAUCCCCAUUAUUCAUUUUGUUGCCCAUUCUGUCAGUGGGAAAGAACCGAGUUUGGUUAUGGUGUCGUAGGUAGUCUCUUUGAGGAGUUGAUAUAGCCAUCAUCCACGUGAGGGAUGAUAGGGGCUGGCUUUCAUGCUCCUAGAAUUUUUGAUUCUCCUGUGAUAGGAGAGAUGAAGAUAACAGAUGCACUGCGAGAACUGCUCUGUGCUGUUAUCUUUGAUAGUUUUGUUAUGGUUUUCUGCAUGGGAGUGGCAGCUCCAUGGUGAAUUAAGUUGUCACAUAAUCUCUGUUCCUCCUUGAUCUGUUGGAAAGAGAUUCAUCAGUCUUAUCUGUCAGAGGCUAUUGCUUGAGGAAUUCUUUCUUGCGCGUAAGAUGGGUUGUCAGUAUAGAGUGUAUAGUGUGUAAUUAUUAUUCUAAGAGAUUCUACAAUGUCUUUUAUAUUGUUCGGUGGAGUCCAACAUUUAUUCGUAUCCCCCAGAAUGGGAUUGUACCUAGGACUGAGUAUUCUUUCUGGUCUACGUGCUUCUAUUGAUCUUCAUA
Messenger RNA from Musa acuminata subsp. malaccensis (wild Malaysian banana), 3831 nucleotides. RefSeq names its product importin beta-like SAD2. Gene Ontology annotation, biological process: protein import into nucleus. Gene Ontology annotation, cellular component: nuclear envelope; cytosol. Lineage: Eukaryota; Viridiplantae; Streptophyta; Magnoliopsida; Zingiberales; Musaceae. Gene Ontology annotation, molecular function: small GTPase binding. The record is from RefSeq and is a predicted model, not a curated record.